CUCCCCAUUAAAUUUAAACACUCGCUGCAGUCUCUGAAAAGUCGAAAACCUUUUGUUCUCUAGACUUUGAAAUGGCUGAUUAUGGGCAACAGUGGCAGAGCUUUGAUCCUGUUCAAGUGUUCUCAUACACGGAUAUGAGAUACAGUACUCUAGUACUUGACCAUCUCGAGGAUCUGAAUUCAACUGUCUUGGAGGAUUUUAGCAGUGGAGAUUUCUCGGCAGAAACUUUCCUGGCCGCCAAACAGGCUGGUCACGAGUUCCCAGAAAAUACUACCAACUGCAUGAAUGAAGUGCAGGCUCUGCAUGAUGUGGCCAUGCCUUCACUUCCCGAGAGAAAGAAGAGGAAAGUGAUGGAGCAAUCGACUCCCAGCUCUAUGAGUAUGAGUAUUUCUUCUGGAGCUUCCCAAAAUGGCCCGAGAAUCAGAGAUUGUGCCAUGAAAAAGAAUUACUCAGGAAAAGGUAAGAAAAAUGUCGACGGCGAGAAAGAAGUGGAAGAAUCAGAGGGAGGGGUGCAUGUCAAAGCAAGAAGAGGCCAAGCUAGUGACAAGCACAGCAUAGCAGAGAGGGUGAGAAGAGAGAAAAUCAAUAGUCGACUGAAGCGCUUGCAAAUCAUUGUUCCAGGAUGCCACAAGAGCAUGGGAAUGUCAGCAAUGCUGGAUGAAAUUAUCAACUAUGUCCAUUCAUUGCAGAAUCAGGUUGAGUUUCUUUCGAUGGAACUCGCUGCAGCAAGCUCACUAUACCACUUCAACUUGGGAUCAGCCGAAGUUAUCACAAACGCAGGCACAGCUCCUUCGAAAACCUUCCAAAUCUAGUUAUGUUCGCGCCUAGACUUUCGCGGUUUAUGCAAAAUUUACCAGAGGCUUGAAUGUUAAAUUUGUUUCCUCUAGUAAUUAAACAGCAGAUUUGCUAUAUUAUUGAUUUCUUGUGUUGUCCAAAUAAUAGUGAGAUUGUGCCUUUUUGAUGCCUUAAA
This is a messenger RNA of Diospyros lotus (date-plum), 970 nucleotides long. Its product is annotated as transcription factor BEE 3-like. The transcript has 5 exons. Gene Ontology annotation, cellular component: nucleus. The record is from RefSeq and is a predicted model, not a curated record. Gene Ontology annotation, molecular function: DNA-binding transcription factor activity; protein dimerization activity. NCBI's taxonomy places the organism in Eukaryota, Viridiplantae, Streptophyta, Magnoliopsida, Ericales, Ebenaceae. Bases 72 to 812 code for a protein of 246 amino acids. Gene Ontology annotation, biological process: regulation of DNA-templated transcription.